AUGCCUUUAUUUGUUCUUGGAUCAAAUUUAAUGGGCCAGCUAGGAUUAGAUCAAGACUUGUCAUCCACAAACAGGCCUAUCGAGCAGCCAUUCUUCAGAAACAAAAACAUUGUAAAAAUUGCAGCUGGAAAGCUGCAUGCUUUCAUACUGUGCGAAAACAACGAACUGUAUAGCUGGGGUGUGAAUGAUGAUCGUGCAUUGGGAAGAGAGGGAGACGAAAGAGCACCUACACCUGUUGCAAUUACCCAGAAGAUCAUGGAUAUUUGCUGCGGCGCUUCAUAUUCCGCAAUUCUAACUGAAAGAGGACAGGUAUUUGCCUGUGGCACAUUUAAAAGCACAUCCGGUGUGUUUGGAUUUGAUUCAACCACGAAAUUCCAGCCUACUUUUAAAAGAAUUAAAAAUUUAAGGAAUAUCAAAAAGAUUUUCGGGGGACAGAACCACAUAAUAAUGACGGAUGGGCAUAAUAAUCUCUGGACAGUUGGUGCAAAUGAGCAAGGACAGCUGGGUAGAAUCCACCGUGCUAGAAAUGUUAAGAGAUGUCUUGAACCCUUUCAGGUUUCAUCCAAAAUGAAGAGAAAUGCAAACUUUUCGUUUACAAAAGCAGCAGGUGGUGGAUCCCACUCUAUGGCAAUUAACACGGAUUUUGAAUGUUUUGGUUGGGGAUCCAAUUUUAACGGCCAGCUUGGCGUUGGUGAUACAACCUCCUCAGAGGAAAAGAGAAUAGUUCUACUGGAUAAUGUGAAGAGUGUAGCAUGUGGGUCUACACACACAAUAUUUCUCACGAACAGUAAUGAGGUCUUUGGCUGUGGCGACAAUACUCUUUCCCAGCUUGGAAUAGAAGGCACAAAAAUGGAGGUUACUCCUCGUUUCAUUAUUGGAAAUAUUGAUAAGAUAGCUGCUGGCUGCGACUUCUGCAUUGCACAGCGCGGAUCAAGGCUUUUAAGCUGGGGGUCCAAUCUGAAUGGAGAACUUGGCUUCGACGAAAUAGAGUAUGAUGAAAUCAAGAAGCCAACUGAGAUUGAUUUUUAUUUUGGAGAAGUUGUAGAUUUUAAAUGCGGAACCGAUUUUGUGAUAAUACACACUAAGUGA
Molecule: messenger RNA, 1089 nt
Organism: Vittaforma corneae ATCC 50505
Lineage: Eukaryota; Fungi; Microsporidia; Nosematidae
Exons: 1
Coding region: 1-1089 (362 amino acids)
Source: RefSeq, a predicted model, not a curated record